Messenger RNA from Capronia coronata CBS 617.96, 1590 nucleotides. RefSeq lists its product as uncharacterized. The transcript has 2 exons. The coding region runs from base 1 to 1590 and encodes 529 amino acids. The record is from RefSeq and is a predicted model, not a curated record. Lineage: Eukaryota; Fungi; Ascomycota; Eurotiomycetes; Chaetothyriales; Herpotrichiellaceae.
AUGCUGCCUGCCACUGCCAGUGAUUUCCCUUCCAACGAGCCCGCCCUGACGACUCGUCUAGUUGAGACCUCGACCGUUACGGCCUACAGAUGUACGGAGAGAUUCGAUGUGACAGCCGGCACGGGACAGUUUCACGGGUCCUUUGUCGAACCAUUUCUCGAGGAAAAUGGACAUGUGGUUCCGUAUUGGGGGCUUGCAUCCACCUACAACUUUGUCAAGAAUUCGGUGUUUUCCAUCCCUUCUCAUCCCAUAUCCUGCCCGAGGAGGGUCGCGCAGUGCGACUCUUAUCUCUUUCCAGGCGGCACAUAUCUGAUGUAUCCGCAACCGACGCCCACUUCGCCGCUGUCGACAGACGCGGCCAUCAUCAUCGAUCAUGCGCCGGGCACGCAAGUCGACUUUGCCCGAGGUCUUGAUCCGCUGGACGGGUUUCUGGCCCAAGACUGUGUCGUGUACGGCAGCGACAGUUCCAUAGUUGGGGUGCAGUUCUGCCUUGCUGAGAGCCAGGUCUCGCCAGGCUCCGUACUGGCAGGAGUCUUUGCAUGUUCUGCCGGCACGCAGGGAGGAGUAUGUCGGAUCUCAGGCCACGGCCACGUCCCGAACGUGUCGGCGACCAUGACGGUCUACAGCCGACGCGCGAGCAGCGUGUGCGCGGCCUCCAACAACAGCAUCCUGUCAGUCUACGACCUCGGCGACCCCGAGCCCGAGUUUGCUGUCAACAUCAGCGCGCUGCAUCUUGCCGCCGGUUGGCUUUUGAACUACACGGCGUCAGGUCUCCCCGCGGUGUCGUCGCUGAAUUUCUGGUUCUGGUUCGCCCAGUCCGACACCUACAGCGCCAUUUGGGAGGCCAACGCCUACACCACGUUGCAGAGCAUGCUGUCGUUCAUCCUCUGGGAGUUCUGCACCAACAACAACGAGAAUCCGGCAGUCAAGCCCGAACUGAGCGGCGGACAGCCCAACCUCCCGGCAUCAUUUCAGACCACCGCUUCGGUCUGCCAGCCUUUUACAAGACUCGUGUUGCUCCGCGCCACGUUUGUCACGUACCUUGUUCUCGAGGCUGCUGCCCUCGUCUUCUGCUGGGCCGUUCUUGUCUGGCGGGCUUUCUCCCAACGCCAUGCGCUCGAAAUCUCUUCGUACCCACUGGUGGAUUUCACGAGCAAGCUCCGGGAAAAGUCCACAGUGGACGGCAGCAGCACGGCCUCAAUGUCCCAAUUCAUCACCCCCAAUUCAGGUGACAAAGCAGUCAGACACUUGCUAGGCGAUGUCAAGAUGGUCGUUUUACGCCAACACAGUGAGAUUGAUCUAACCACCUCUGACCCUGAUCAUGUUAGCAGUAGUUUGUCAGAUCGAGCAGAUCUAGCGAGCGGCGCUCGCAGCUCAGUCUCUGAGCAACCUCGGCUCGUAAAUGAAGACGCCCGCCCUCAGGAGAAGUCGCCAGUCGGGCAAACCGAACCACAGGUCGAAAAGCAGACAGAUGUCGAGAAUCCCGCAUCUCCAUCUGCCUCUCAUGCUCAACGCCCUAGCAGCGGCAGUGAUCAGGACGCCGCCAACGUCAUCGUGGCGCUCGCAGACGGGCAGUCUCAAAGCAGGUGA